GGCAGGCAACAGUAUUGCCCCUACUGGCCACGAGCCUCUGUUACAUUGUGACACAGGCAGGCGGCUCUCAGGAGAGCCUGGGCCACCACUGAUAGCUCCUCUCGCUGCUGCAGCCUCCAUCUCCCUUGCCAAGGAGGCACCUCACCCCUACUGGCGGGAGGAACACUGACCAAAAGGGGGACAGGGUUCUCUGAGGGUCCUGAGCACCCAGAGGGAAAGGCAGGGGAGAUGGGCAGGAGCUCAGGAUUCCACAGUUAGCGCUGAAGAGAAAUGCUUACAGGGGCAUUACAGGAGCCUAAACAAAAGGUCUUAGAGCCUCCAUAAUGCUCUCUGGGGGAGAAUCACCCGUCUCCUAAUUUUAACCAGUACGUGAGGGACCAGGGUGCCAUGACUGACCAGCUGAGCAGGCGGCAGAUCCGUGAGUACCAGCUCUACAGCCGGACCAGUGGCAAGCACGUGCAGGUCACCGGGCGUCGCAUCUCUGCCACCGCGGAGGACGGCAACAAGUUUGCCAAACUCAUAGUGGAGACAGACACGUUUGGAAGCCGUGUGCGCAUCAAGGGUGCUGAGAGCGAGAAAUACAUCUGUAUGAACAAGAGGGGCAAGCUCAUCGGAAAGCCCAGUGGGAAGAGCAAAGACUGCGUGUUCACAGAGAUAGUGCUGGAGAACAACUACACGGCCUUCCAGAAUGCCCGGCACGAGGGCUGGUUCAUGGCCUUCACCAGGCAGGGUCGGCCCCGCCAGGCUUCCCGCAGCCGCCAGAACCAGCGAGAGGCUCACUUCAUCAAGCGCCUCUACCAGGGCCAGUUGCCCUUCCCCAACCACGCUGAAAGGCAGAAGCAGUUUGAGUUUGUGGGCUCAGCCCCCACCCGCCGGACCAAGCGUACUCGGAGGCCACAGCCCCUGACGUAGUCAGGGACACUGGGGGCAGCUGCCCCUCACCAGCCUUCCCAUCCCCUUCCCUUCCUAAUCCCAAGACUGGGCUGGGGCGGAGGGAGGGGAGUCAGAGCCCCCAAGGAGGAAGGACCCUGAGGAACUACAAGCGUCAGAGCCUCAAGCCAGAAAGGGGACAGGACUGCCACAUAGCAGGGCUGGGCGUCAGGGCAGCUGCCCCAGACCCAACAAUGGAAUAGGCCCCGGGGGGGAGGGGGGAUGGCAGACCCCCAGGAGAGGAACUGUAGUGUUACCCUGGACUCAGGCUCCCUGAAACAGGCGAAAAGGGCAGCAGGUUCAAAGCCUUGCAGACACUGUCUGGAGCUGGCUCUCUUUAAAUUCUCCCCAAAUCUUCUUCAGUCUGCCCCCAGCCUCCAGUUUCCUCCUGGCCAGACUGUAGGAAGGGACUUUUGUGUUUAUUUCAGGAAAAAAGAAAAAAAAAGAGGGUUGGCCAUUCUUCACAUUCCACUACCCAGGCCUGCACCCCCAUCCCCGACUUCGA
Panthera uncia (snow leopard) is the source of this 1435-nucleotide messenger RNA. RefSeq names its product fibroblast growth factor 17 (gene FGF17). Gene Ontology annotation, molecular function: growth factor activity; type 1 fibroblast growth factor receptor binding; type 2 fibroblast growth factor receptor binding. Gene Ontology annotation, cellular component: cytoplasm. Bases 388 to 912 code for a protein of 174 amino acids. Gene Ontology annotation, biological process: fibroblast growth factor receptor signaling pathway; animal organ morphogenesis; positive regulation of cell population proliferation. NCBI's taxonomy places the organism in Eukaryota, Metazoa, Chordata, Mammalia, Carnivora, Felidae. The transcript is spliced from 4 exons. The record is from RefSeq and is a predicted model, not a curated record.